GCGUUGAACCGGAAGUGUUGUCCUCGUUUCCGCCGGAGGUGCCCAGUGUGUUGCUGUUGUGUUCAUGCUAGAAAACGAAUUCAUUUAUUCUUUCCCAUGGCAAACCGAACCGUAAAAGAUGCCAACAGUAUACACGGGACCAACCCGCAGUAUCUGGUGGAGAAAAUCAUCCGAACGCGAAUCUACGAGUCUAAAUACUGGAAGGAGGAGUGCUUCGGUCUGACCGCCGAGCUGGUUGUUGACAAAGCCAUGGAGCUGAAGUACGUUGGAGGAGUUUAUGGCGGGAACAUCAAGCCCACUCCCUUCCUCUGCCUCUCGCUCAAGAUGCUGCAGAUCCAGCCGGAGAAAGACAUCAUCGUCGAGUUCAUAAAAAAUGAGGAUUUCAAAUAUGUUCGUUUACUUGGAGCGAUGUACAUGAGAUUAACUGGUACUGCAGUGGAUUGUUACAAAUACCUGGAGCCUCUGUACAACGACUACAGAAAGAUCAAGAGUCAGAACAGAAACGGAGAGUUUGAGUUGAUGCACGUGGACGAGUUCAUCGACGAGCUUCUUCACGCGGAGAGGAUGUGUGACAUCAUUCUGCCCCGGCUUCAGAAGAGACAAGUCCUGGAGGAGGCCGAGAUGUUGGAUCCACGUAUCAGCGCUCUGGAGGAAGACCUGGAUGAAGUGGAGAGCAGUGAAGACGAGGAUGAGGAAGAAGAGAAGCCAGAGAGACUCCAGACACCUGAACCCCACAGACGCAGUUACCGUGACAACGACAGACCUCGUCGCUCUCCGUCCCCUCGUUACAGACGCAGCCGCUCACCCAGACGGAGGAGCAGAUCUCCAAAAAGGCGAAGCCCGUCACCCCGGAGAGACCGCCAUCGCAGCAAGAGCCCCCGCAGACACCGCAGCCGGUCCCGAGACAGACGUCACCGCUCCAAAUCCCCAGGUCACCACAGAAGCCACAGACAUCGCAGCCACUCAAAGUCCCCAGAGAGGAGUUCAAAAAAGAGUCACAAGAAGAGUCGAAGAGGAAACGAGUGAUCUCCCUUUUCCUUUUGUACCUUUUACUUUUUUUGAUCUCCAAACCGUCAGAGCUUCUUCCUCUAAAUCUUGUUUGACAUUUGAGUUUUGUUUUGUUUGUCUUUUUUUUUAAAGUUUCUUUUUAAUGGGAGGUGAUUUCAGUUUUAGAUGCUGGACCACUGACCUGUCAUUCACAUGUCGCAGAUGUAACUUCACACCCAGCUGUGGUGCAAAGCCCUCAGGUCUCAGCAGUGUGUAUGUUCAAACCCUCUGAGACAGAAAAAUCGUUGAAUACUCCCCAUUGUCAGAUAAUUGUGGCACUGUUGAUGCCUAUUGGACAUGUGUAAAUAUAGAAAAUGUGUUUCUUGCGAACAUUUUCUGUACAUUAAGAAUGAGUGUCUCACUCAUACCUGACAUUUGUCUUAGAAAUAAAGAUCCUGAUUCGUUA
Messenger RNA from Xiphias gladius (swordfish), 1453 nucleotides. RefSeq names its product pre-mRNA processing factor 38A (gene prpf38a). Gene Ontology annotation, cellular component: precatalytic spliceosome. Lineage: Eukaryota; Metazoa; Chordata; Actinopteri; Istiophoriformes; Xiphiidae. Bases 97 to 1026 code for a protein of 309 amino acids. The record is from RefSeq and is a predicted model, not a curated record. The transcript has 10 exons.